Lolium perenne is the source of this 693-nucleotide messenger RNA. The record is from RefSeq and is a predicted model, not a curated record. Lineage: Eukaryota; Viridiplantae; Streptophyta; Magnoliopsida; Poales; Poaceae.
AUGAUCGGCCCAACUCCCAAAUCCCCACGCCCACUAACAAACCAUCAUAUGCUAAAAAAACAACAACUAACGAACCACCCCACGACCUCCACCUUCUCCCACCUCGUGACUCUCCACGCCGCCCCCAAAUCCUCCCCAGCCGGCGAGCCUGCUUCUCCUCCACCCACCGGCGCGACACGCACCCCACCCCUGCCGGCGAGCCUGCUGCUUCCCCGACGCCGGCGCGCUCCCUACUUCCCCGGCCGCCCGCCGCCCCGCACCCGCUCCAGCUACCUUCGGCUCUCGACCCGCGCCCCUUCUGCCCCGGCCUCGCUGCGCGCUGCGCACCGCCGCAUCCCUGUGCCCCCGGCCUCGCUGCGACCCGCCGCCACUGCCCUCGCCUUACUGCGAGCCGCCCGCCGCCGCCCUAGGCCCACGCGCCGCCGCGCUCCUCUACCCCCUCCUCGCUGCGAGCCGCGCCCCGCCGCCCCUGCCCCACGCGCGUCGCUGCGGGCCACGCGCCGCCGCCGCGGCCCUCUGCCGCCGCCUUGCUGCGAGCCUCGCGCCGCCGCUGGGAACCGUUUCCCUGUUCGUCGUCGGCUUGGUCGUCGUCAGCUCUGUCGCUCUUCUUUGUUUGUUUCUCUCGACGGCAGUACAAACUUGUUAACAGAUGCAGUGUACCUGGUGGUGAAAUUAAGUGCAGAUGGUUUAUGA